This is a messenger RNA of Nicotiana attenuata, 1024 nucleotides long. RefSeq lists its product as uncharacterized. The record is from RefSeq and is a predicted model, not a curated record. The transcript has a single exon. Gene Ontology annotation, biological process: endomembrane system organization. NCBI's taxonomy places the organism in Eukaryota, Viridiplantae, Streptophyta, Magnoliopsida, Solanales, Solanaceae. Bases 187 to 822 code for a protein of 211 amino acids.
GAAACUCCAAACCUAGAUUCCUGGGGGAGAGUUGCUUCUGUUUUUCUUUCUUGCAAGGCAUCAUUCAUUAACCAAGGUGCACUCCAUUUUUAUCUUCCAUCAGUUAUAAAUACAUCUUCAAACAAUAAACAUUCUAACACAAAUUUGAAGAACUGAAAAGAAAAUUUAACUAAACCUUUCAAGGGUAUGGAGAUUAAGGUGGAAAAUGAGACAUCCCGGAAUCUCGAUGAAGAGAAAUCUCCCCUGCUGCUUGAAAACUCAGCCCUGCCUGAAGUGGAGAAAAACCUGAUACAACAGGCAAUCAGCCAGACAUUUAAAAGCACUGCCCACCUUGCCAAUCUUCUGCCUACUGGGUCUGUUCUUGCUUUUCAACUUUUAUCACCCAUAUUCACAAACCAAGGGGAGUGUGACGUGGUUGGCAGAUCUUUGACUGCCGCUCUUGUAGCACUUUGUGGACUGUCAUGUUUCCUGUUAAGCUUUACUGAUAGUUUCAAGGACCAAAAAGGAAAUGUUUGCUAUGGGUUUGCCACACUGCGAGGCUUGUGGAUAAUUGAUGGAUCAGCGACUCCUCCACCAGAAAUCGCAGGAAACUACAAGCUGAAAUUAAUAGAUUUCAUGCAUGCCAUCAUGUCAAUAUUGGUUUUUGCGGCUGUUGCGUUGUUUGAUCAGAAUGUGGUAAAUUGUUUCUACCCAACACCUUCAUAUCAAACACAGGAACUGCUUACAGCUCUGCCAGUGGCAAUUGGGGUCAUCUGCAGUAUGUUGUUUGUGGUGUUUCCUACGCAACGUCAUGGCAUUGGCUUCCCCCUCACCUCUAACUAAUAUGUUUGUUCUCCUAGGCUUGUCGCAUAUGUAUCCUCUCUUUAUUUUACAUUCAGAGUGAGAUUCAUGCUUUUUAUUGGUUUUUCCAUUCAUGUAACAAAGCAACCAAUUUCAUGUACUUUGACCCAACUUGCCAGAUGAAGCUGUAAAUGACUUUAGCAGCGAAUGUAGAUAAAGAAUGCUAGUGUUUGCCUUCAUGAAA